This is a messenger RNA of Daldinia decipiens, 2292 nucleotides long. RefSeq names its product ethanolamine kinase. NCBI's taxonomy places the organism in Eukaryota, Fungi, Ascomycota, Sordariomycetes, Xylariales, Hypoxylaceae. Gene Ontology annotation, molecular function: ethanolamine kinase activity; choline kinase activity. Bases 545 to 1807 code for a protein of 420 amino acids. The transcript has 2 exons. Gene Ontology annotation, cellular component: cytoplasm. Gene Ontology annotation, biological process: phosphatidylethanolamine biosynthetic process; phosphatidylcholine biosynthetic process. The record is from RefSeq and is a predicted model, not a curated record.
UGUAUGUACCACGCAAUAUGUAGGAGGUUGCCACCUCUUCCCAAGAUUUAGGUGCUCUAGGGCUGCAGCUACCCCUGCCUCCCCUGCCUCCCCUGGGUUUAAUUCGAUCAAUUAACUCGAUUAGUUGGUCCCUGACCACUGCUAAUCACUCCCACAGGUCGACUAACCGUUGAUCUCUCCCUUUGCACAUCCCCAAUUACACCCCAUAUUCACACACACCCUUUUCCUUCUGCAUCAGGACGGCAAUGACGUUUUGCUGUUUGUUGAUACGUACAACCAUCGUUUAAAACGUCCCAACCACCUCAAGUUUGCCCUCCGCUUCAACGUUUGAUCGCUCUUAAAUUAUUACCCUUGCGACACAUCCACAAUCUACAUUCUCCCACUCGCACGCUAGGCGGUGAACUGGAACUUUUUUCUUCUAUUUAUUUACUUACUCCAGAAGAAGCAGGCAAAUCCUUUCGAAACUUUGAUCCCUCUAUGACCGUAUACCGUAUACUGUGCUCCUAAAAACAACGACAAGUAAUCGACUGAGCACUUGUGCAAUAUGCCUUCGUUUAACUCUAACGGAGUCGCCAACGGCCACUUUGGCCAGUUACGACACAUUCCCAUUUCAUACGAUAACGACAACUCCAAUGCCUCGGCUCGUGCACUCAUUCUCGCCCUAUUUCCAGAAUGGUCGAGCCCUGACUCCAAUAUCGAGUUUGUACCAUUCAAGGAUGGUAUAACCAAUACAUUAUUAAAAGCCAUUAAUAGGAAGGAAGGGCUAUCUCAAGACGAAGUGGAUAAGGAGGCGGUUCUACUACGAGCAUAUGGGCACGGAACCGAUGUGCUCAUAGACAGGCACCGUGAGACCCAGAACCACGAGCUGCUGAUGAAAUGCGGCUUGGCCCCCGAAUUACUCGCUCGCUUCGAUAAUGGCAUGAUAUAUCGUUAUAUCCGAGGCACGCCCACUCAACCUGCCGACUUGAGGACGCCGUCUAUAUAUUUAGCUGUUGCGAAUCGGUUAGCACAAUGGCAUGCUACUGUGCCCUGCAUAUAUGAGACGCAUGCGCAGAAGAACGGGGUAAAUGGGACCAGCAACGGUCAUCACGAAGUGGAAAUUGAGCAUGCCGCACCAGGGAAACCCUCGCCCAACGUAUGGACGGUUAUGCAGAAGUGGAUCCUUGCCCUCCCUACGAAGACGGAGACUCAGCGCACGAGACAGGCCAACCUCCAGCAAGAGCUGACUAAGCUCGUUGACGAGCUGAGCCAACGACCUGGACUAGGUGAUGAUGGCCUCGUGUUUGCGCACUGCGAUCUCCUAAGUGGAAAUGUGAUCAUCGAGCCUCAAGAUUUAAGCAGCACUAAAGAGGAGGGCGGUCUGCAGAAGGUAGUCAGUUUUAUAGACUAUGAAUAUGCCACUCCUUCGCCUGCGGCGUUCGACUUGGCUAACCACUUUGCGGAAUGGGGUGGGUUUGACUGCGACUUUACUGUGUUACCAACUCGAGCCCAACGGCUAGAGUUCAUACGGGAAUAUAUUCACACUUAUUUCAGUAUAUUACCUAACAAGCCUGAUAACAUAGACGAGGAAGCAGAAGCACAGAAACUAUUUGCUGAAGUAGAUAUAUUCCGUGGUGUGCCCGGACUUUACUGGGGAAUCUGGGCCUUGAUCCAGGCGACCAUUUCGCACAUCGAUUUUGACUACGCGGAAUAUGCCGAGAUUAGGUUAGGAGAGUAUUGGGGGUGGAGAGAGGCUAGUAAAUGCGACGGCAAAUUAACAGGAAAGGAGUUGUCGGUACGGGAAAAGAGGUGGGCGCAGUUGGAAUAGAUCUUCUAGCGUUUUUAGGAGUAACAUGUGAUGGAAGUCUUAACCGCAUUUUAAUAGAUACCAUUAUGAUAAAGGGCACGUUUGAGGAAACUUAGACUACGCGGGAAUCAUAGCUACGAUCGUAUAGUAUUUGAGGCUAGACGGAGGAGUUGGGGACAUUUAGAAUAGUCUUGGGCUUAAACUAAGGCGGUAUCGAUGUGUUUUCCGUCUCGAGGAAUGAGAGUGUUGCGUGAUUGAUAACUUAUACUAGUGACAUUGUGGCGUGAGCUGCUUGGUUUUCAGGUAUGGAUGCUCACUGGGCUCUAGGCUGAGAUUCUUGGUUAAUGUGUAUGAGAAAUAAUAUAUAGGAAAAGCAAGUGGGCAUAGUGGGCAAAAAAGACCGCUGAACAUUAUGAAUCGCUUCGUGUCAGGGGUAAUGCAUCGGUGUCUUGUCUGUAGGGGACGGCUAUUUUAGAGUCUCUGUCUGGGUAUCGGUGGCGUACUGG